AACAUAACAUCAUGUCUUAUGCACAAGGCCCCCCUUUCGUAACCACUCCUUCUAUCUGUUCUGAGCUACACCAAUUUUGCCCUGGUCUUUCAACUUUCUUCCCAACGGAUCAUGCACGGAUCUCGUUGUGAACCAACUGCAGGGAUAGACUCUAUCACCUCUGCGGCACCGACCGAGACCAAUUCGAGUCUUCAACUUAUUCAAGAUACUGGUAUAUUGUGGAAUUCAUGCCCGAAUGUCCAUGUGCUCCACGGAGCAUUGAUUACCUCUUUUGGGGUGAUCCGCUCUAAUCGAGCGCAAUCAGUAGGCACUGGCCCACCAUUCUGGCUUGCUUACUGGUUCAUCUUAGCUGUUGGUUGUACGUAUUACCUACUUCCCACUGUCUGACUCGUGUCUAUUAUUUUCGUUUGCGGUUGCGGGGAAUGUCACCCGUCCUGAACGAUCGCUGCGUCGAACGCUCGCCACCGUAGCGCAUCUUUGACUUCGAGAUCUAAGAA
Suillus plorans is the source of this 497-nucleotide messenger RNA. RefSeq lists its product as uncharacterized. NCBI's taxonomy places the organism in Eukaryota, Fungi, Basidiomycota, Agaricomycetes, Boletales, Suillaceae. Bases 112 to 387 code for a protein of 91 amino acids. The record is from RefSeq and is a predicted model, not a curated record. The transcript is spliced from 2 exons.